ACUCUAGUCUUUACAACCUUCACUUAAGUGGACUCUUUGGAACAUGAGAUUGGAAAACAAGAUCUUCAACUCCUCCGAAUUCCGAUGGCUCCUACAAACCUGCCCAUCGCACUUGUCCGCCUCUUCAUCUUCUCUUCUCUGGUGAGAGGACAAGGGGUUGAGGAUUCUGGGAACUACCCAAUAGUGGUGAGCACAUGGCCUUUCGUGGAGGCUGUGAGAGCUGCGUGGGAAGCGGUUGAUAAAGGGUUCGACGCCGUUGAUGCGGUGGUGGAGGGUUGUUCUGCUUGCGAGGAAUUGAGGUGUGAUGGUACAGUGGGUCCUGGUGGCAGUCCGGACGAGAAUGGCGAAACUACAAUCGAUGCAUUGCUUAUGAACGGGGCCACGAUGGAGGUUGGAGCUGUUGCUGCUAUGAGACAUGUAAAGGACGGCAUUAAAGCUGCAAGAUUAGUGAUGCAACAUACAAAACACACAAUGCUUGUCGGUGACCGAGCAUCUGCCUUUGCGAUUUCAAUGGGUCUUCCUGGACCAACAAACCUCAGUUCAUCAGAGUCUAUGGAGAAAUGGGAAUGGAAAGAAAAUCACUGUCAACCUAAUUUUUGGAAAAAUGUUGUGCCUGUUGAUGGCUGUGGCCCUUAUAAACCCAAGGAUAACAUGGGGCUUGAUAUGGGGUUUUGUUCCAUAGGCAAUUCGAUGGGAAUUGUUGAUUCCAGGACAUCUGUUGGUCCUCAUAACCAUGAUACCAUAUCAAUGGCUGUUAUUGAUAAAAUGGGACAUGUGGCUGUUGGUACAUCAACGAAUGGUGCAACCUUUAAGAUCCCUGGCAGGGUGGGUGAUGGACCUAUUGCUGGAUCUUCUGCAUAUGCUGAUGAUGAGGUUGGUGCUUGCAGUGACGGAGAUGGUGACAUCAUGAUGCGCUUCCUUCCAUGUUAUCAAGUUGUGGAGAGCAUGAGACAAGGAAUGGAACCAAAGCUUGCGGCCAAUGAUGCAAUAUCUCGAAUCGCGAAGAAAUUCCCAGAUUAUAUUGGAGCUGUUGUUGCUGUCAAUAAGAAAGGUGAACAUGCUGGUGCAUGUUAUGGAUGGACAUUCCAAUACUCGGUCAAAAACCCCGAUAUGGACGACGUAAAGGUUUUCACUGUGCUGCCCUGAAAUUGCUUCUGCCUAACAUGCCUGCUUUCAGUAUUAUCACCAUAAGCGUACAACAAUUCAUCAUAGGACAGCUAUUGAUGUGUAUUUUUGCCAGUGGCAAUGACUAUUCUUCCAAAGUAUUUGUAUAAUGACUAUAUGAACAACUUUGUAGUGCAUACUUUUCAAAAGUUCCUCUCA
Messenger RNA from Hibiscus syriacus, 1323 nucleotides. Its product is annotated as probable isoaspartyl peptidase/L-asparaginase 3. NCBI's taxonomy places the organism in Eukaryota, Viridiplantae, Streptophyta, Magnoliopsida, Malvales, Malvaceae. Gene Ontology annotation, biological process: protein deglycosylation. Gene Ontology annotation, molecular function: N4-(beta-N-acetylglucosaminyl)-L-asparaginase activity. The record is from RefSeq and is a predicted model, not a curated record.